CGCGGCGAGCGCGGAGAGCGGAGCCCGGAGAGCGAGCGCCGCGGGCUUCACACGCAGGUAUGUCUGACUGCAGUGAUGCUACAGCUCUCGGUACAGCUCAGCCAGCUACAGAAGAAGUCAAGUCUAAAGUUGAGGAGUCUGCCAUGGCUCAAGAGUCUCCCAAAAAUUCUGCAGCGGAAAUUCCAGUAACUAGUAAUGGAGAAGUUGAUGACUCCCAUGAACACGGCUAUACUAGGGACUUAAAGCUUUCGUUACCAUCUGGACUUGGACUCUCAGAAACUCAGAUUACAUCUCAUGGCUUUGACAGUACCAAAGAGGGGGUUCUUGAAGCAGGAGCAUCUCAAGGUUCCUCAGCACCACCUUUGCCGUCUGUUCUGUCUCCCAGCAGGGUUGCAGCUAGUCAGCUGGCUCACCAAGGAGGUGACCUAACUGGCCCUGCAGGUGGCCAAAGAACACGUACAAAAAGUGGACCAGUUAUCCUAGCAGAUGAAAUUAAAAAUCCUGCAAUGGAAAAGUUAGAACUUGUUAGAAAAUGGAGUCUCAACACAUACAAGUGUACUCGGCAAAUUAUAUCUGAGAAGCUAGGCCGUGGCUCAAGAACUGUGGACCUUGAACUUGAAGCUCAGAUUGAUAUAUUAAGAGAUAAUAAGAAAAAAUAUGAAAACAUUCUGAAAUUGGCUCAGACAUUGUCAACGCAGCUUUUCCAGAUGGUGCAUACCCAAAAGCAACUUGGAGAUGCAUUUGCCGACCUGAGUUUGAAAUCUCUAGAACUCCACGAAGAAUUUGGCUAUAAUGCAGAUACCCAGAAGCUGCUGGCCAAAAACGGAGAGACUCUUCUUGGGGCCAUUAAUUUUUUCAUUGCUAGUGUGAACACCUUGGUGAAUAAAACAAUUGAAGAUACACUAAUGACUGUAAAACAGUAUGAAAAUGCCAGGAUUGAAUAUGAUGCAUAUCGCACUGAUUUGGAAGAGUUGAACCUUGGACCACGCGAUGCCAACACUCUGCCAAAAAUUGAGCAGUCCCAGCAUCUGUUCCAAAUACAUAAGGAGAAAUAUGAUAAAAUGCGCAGUGAUGUUUCUGUCAAAUUGAAAUUUCUUGAAGAAAAUAAGGUUAAAGUGCUGCGCAACCAGCUGGUCCUUUUCCACAGUGCCGUUGCUGCCUACUUUGCUGGGAACCAGAAGCAACUUGAACUGACGCUAAAGCAGUUCCACGUCAAGUUGAAAACCCCUGGAGUGGACGCCCCGUCUUGGCUGGAGGAACAGUGAACUCACCUGGGAAGAAGGAGCAGCGUGUUGUUAAACAGCUGAUAGACUAGGUAGAGUUAAGUAGUGCUGGAAGGGUGAGGUGGCCGCUGGUGCAGUGGCUCUUGCACAGAUAGUUUUAUUUCUCUCUUUUCAUACUGUAACAGUGAGCUAUUAAAUUUGAUGGGAAGGUAGGUGAUUUUUAUGUAACGUGAUUUCUAUAAUUCUAAACACAAUAAUUUUCCUUUUUAAGAAAUCCUUUUUGUAUUGUGAGGGCUGAUGGCUAUUUCUGUAGUUUGAAAUAUUUAAUAUAGAUUUGCACUGACAAGAUUAAAAAUUCAAGGUUUUUGGUCCCAGAAAUGAGGGCCAGCUAUAAUUUUCCAAGGGAGGUUUACAUGAUUUGUAUCAAUGUCAGAUAUUUUAUAUAUGAAUAUAUUCAACAUCUUUAAAAAGUUCAUGUUUGUGUAUUAUCGUGAAGAAAAAAGAAGCUAUUUUGCAGAGUAAGUUUUAUGGCGUUCUGUAGCGUCCACAGAAGGACAGCGCAAAUGAAUGAUUGAUUGGCCGGUAGAUUGUUGCAGAUACCUUUUAAAAUUAAUCUGUACCACUGUAAUUUUGUUUAGAUAUUUUUACAGACCCAGGAAUCACACUGUCAAUUUCUAUGAAGUGUUUAAACUCAUGAAUUUGACAGUGGUUAUAGCAAUUUUGAUUUAUAGUGAAGCCUUCUUAAGAGAGGUAGGUGUGGUUUGUUUUUUUUUAACAUGUGAACAUAGAAAUGGAAAUUCUUAGUUGUUUCUAGAGUAAAAAUGUGUAGAUGAAACAGGUAGUCUGGGAGCAGAUUACAUUUUGAUAGAGAAGAAUUUCCAAACCUUGUUCACUGCCUUCCAUGUGUGACUGUACCAGUCAAGCCUUAAAUCACAGAUCGUGCCUUCUCAGACGCAGGAAUUCUUGCCCAACCAUUGUACAUACGUGAAGAACCCCAUGGAGAAAGUUUGCUGUGCCUGGAAUGCUGGCAUUCUUUUUCCUCGUAAAGCCAUGCUUGAGGUGGAUGGCAAAACCAACUUUUGAGUUUUUUGUUUGGUUUCUCUUGAUCCCUUUUGAAGAAUGGGGUAAUGGGAGAAUUUUUCCACUUGGAUAAUGACAAGAUGAUAAAGUUUGUAGAGGUCACAGGAAGAGAGAGGCCAGCACUGUCUCACUUGUGCAGCGCCGCUGGUCCGUGUACUCGGUUGGCCUGCCCACCGUGGGGUUCUUCAGUGAUGUAAUCUUGUUUAAAUGUGAAGUUCCUUGGAAUUUUGUCAGUAUAAAUGAGUAUUUUGAGAGAGAUCACUUUCCAUGUUCAUUUCUAUUGUGUUGAAAUGAAGUACUUAAAAUUACUGUUGUACAUGAGCUGAGACUGUACAAUGCGUUACAUAUGUCCAAAUGCCUUUUAGCUGCUUUUUAUUAAUAUGCCUGUCUUGAAUGCUUAAUACAGUGUAAUGUGAUUGUAAGUCGUGAGCCUGUUUAAACUCAUUCCGCCCUGUGUAUUUGGACCCCGAGAGCCUUAUUGUAUCCUUGCACAGAGCAACUUGUGGUGGUUAUUUACACUCCCCAGAGUGCGGCUCUGGUGUGGGUUCUGUGCUCUUAUUAAAGCGUCUCCUGCAGUG
Molecule: messenger RNA, 2881 nt
Organism: Psammomys obesus (fat sand rat)
Lineage: Eukaryota; Metazoa; Chordata; Mammalia; Rodentia; Muridae
Gene: Arfip1
Product: ADP ribosylation factor interacting protein 1
Exons: 10
Coding region: 60-1265 (401 amino acids)
Biological process (GO): regulation of Arp2/3 complex-mediated actin nucleation; intracellular protein transport
Cellular component (GO): trans-Golgi network membrane
Molecular function (GO): phospholipid binding; protein domain specific binding
Source: RefSeq, a predicted model, not a curated record